AUGAGGGUCCACGGCGUAGGCAGAUCUGGAGAUGCAGGAGAUCGUAGGAGUACGGGGGUGCCGUCCACGUCGCAACAAUCACAGUCGUCACCACCGUCGAUCGUCAAGCCCUGCACAACGCAGAAAUGGCACACCGACAGUGGUGACGAUCGCCCAGAGACGUUCAAGCCUUGCUUUCUCCCUGUUUUCUCGGUAGCUUCCAGCGCCCCACAGCGUGAUUCCGUCACACGUGUCGGCCAAUUGCAAGGGCCGCCGCAAGAAAGCCACCGGUUCUGUACGAUAAACAAGACAGCUGAAGAUGUUGUGGAUCCGGCGACGGCGUGUCUCUUAGCGCCAUGGCGUGGAGCUAUCCCUUUGAUGGGCGCCAGGAUACGUCACGGCGCGUUCCCAGUACUUCAACCAGCACUACCCUCAGACGGCCCAGGCCCAGCAGCGAGGUGUAUCGCUCCCUCACGAUCCUACGACCCCUCCAUCGCACCUUCCUCGAGGGCCCACUGA
Molecule: messenger RNA, 498 nt
Organism: Parastagonospora nodorum SN15
Lineage: Eukaryota; Fungi; Ascomycota; Dothideomycetes; Pleosporales; Phaeosphaeriaceae
Exons: 2
Coding region: 1-498 (165 amino acids)
Source: RefSeq, a predicted model, not a curated record